AUGACUGAAAAUUAUGAAAAUAAUUUAGGGAGAAUUAAAACAGAAAGAGUUAAAACAAGAAAUAAAACAUUUAAUAAAGAUUAUGGUAAUAAUAAUAGUGAAAGUAAUGAUUCUUCUGAUUAUAAUGAUGAUUAUUUUGGAAGUAAAGAAGAUAUAAAUGAAAGUGAAUUUGGAGAUGAGGAUUUAAAUGAAGAUAGUGAUGAUGAUCAUUUAAAUAAUAAUGAUUUUGAAGAAAGUUUGGAAGAAGAGAGGGUUGGAGAUGAUUAUUCAGAUGGAUUUGGAGAAGAUCAUUUACACAACAAUCAUUUUGAUGAUAGAAAAACAACAAAAAAUAUAAAAAAUUCAUUUGAAAAUAAACAUUUUAAUUCAGAAGAGGAAGAAGAAAAUAAAAAUAAUUAUUUUGAUAAAUCAGAAAAACUAAAUAAAAACCCCUCUAAAUUUCAUUCAAAAUCUAUACAUAAUAAAAUUAAACAAAAUCAACAUAACAAAAAUAUUAAAAAUCCAAAAAGUUUAGAAAAUUUAAAUAAAAUUAAUCGACAUUUUUCUAUGUUGCCAACAAAGAAAAGAAAUAAUUUAAGAACGGGGACAUCUUUAUUUAAAAGAAAUUCUUCAAAAGAAUUGAGUAAAUCAGAAGAGAUUUUGACAGAUAAUUCAGAAGAAUAUUUUGAAAAUAAUGAAAAAGAAAAUAAAAAAGAUAAAAGAAUUGAAAGUUUAAAAAACCACACUAAUUGGUUUGAAGGGGAAGUAGAUGAUAAUGAUUAUUCAGAAUUUGAAGAGGAAAUAGAGGAGACUAUGGAGGAAGAAGAAGAAAAUAAUUUAGAUGGAGUUGAAGAAGAAUUGAGGAAACAAUUUUUGUGGCCGAAUAGAAAAUUAAAAAAUAAUUAUAAUCAAAUAAAUCCUCAAAAAGAAGGGGAACAAUUUAGCAGUGAAGAAGAAUCGGAUCAGUCAUCAAAUGAAUAUUCUUCGUCUUCUUCUGAAUGGCCUUACGAAAAAGAAAAUAAAAAUAAUUAUUAUCAUGAUAACGAACCUUCCUUUGAGGAAUACGAAAAUUUGUCAGAAAAUAAUUAUUAUUCUCAUGAAAGGAAAAGAGAAAAAGUUCAAAAAAGGUAUAGGCUUUAA
This is a messenger RNA of Meloidogyne enterolobii, 1119 nucleotides long. Lineage: Eukaryota; Metazoa; Nematoda; Chromadorea; Rhabditida; Meloidogynidae. The record is from the annotation of a GenBank genome assembly.